AUGCCGAGAACGCAGCCGAAUUUGGAACAGUGGAAUGGGUUGUAUGAGAUGGCGAGAUAUUCAGAGCGGUGGCAAAAGGAUAGGCUGAAUGCUUGGAAGGAGGAGUACGAAGAGGGAAGGUGGAGGCCGGAUGUUAGAAUGCUGGAGGAGGAGGAGCAAUCAUUUGUGAAGGAGCUAGUCCGAUGUCUGGCAGGAGAGGGGAGGGUCACGCUGGAAGCUGUAGAUGGCCAGAAAAUGCAAUGGCAGGUCGAGAUGGGGGGGGGAGGAUAG
This is a messenger RNA of Aspergillus viridinutans, 270 nucleotides long. RefSeq lists its product as uncharacterized. The record is from RefSeq and is a predicted model, not a curated record. The transcript has a single exon. NCBI's taxonomy places the organism in Eukaryota, Fungi, Ascomycota, Eurotiomycetes, Eurotiales, Aspergillaceae. The coding region runs from base 1 to 270 and encodes 89 amino acids.